This is a messenger RNA of Hymenoscyphus albidus, 1466 nucleotides long. Lineage: Eukaryota; Fungi; Ascomycota; Leotiomycetes; Helotiales; Helotiaceae. The record is from the annotation of a GenBank genome assembly.
AGCUGGUCAAGGAAAGGUUAUUACAAAAACAACACCCAUCUCCAAUAUGUCGGAACUUUCGGUGACUGUAGGAAUCCUAUCUAUUGGUGAGAUGGGACUGGGCAUCGCAAAACUGCUUAUUGCUCACAACUAUCGAGUGGUGACGAACCAUGAGGGUCGAAGGUGGGAUAAGCAACUUUCUUUGAAUAUAACUUCAAUUUUAUUCAGUUUUCGCCAGGAAAAUGGGAGUACCUGCUCCUGGAAAACAUAAUCUAUAGUCGAUGGAUUAUAAGCCAUUACACUAGGUCUUGCUUGUUGGAUUGUCUCAUGCACCGGCGCGAGAAACCACUGUUUAACACUUCAAACAAUUCAUCUAACCCCUUCUUAGCGAGGAUACCAAAUCCCGCGCAGCAACUGCUUCAAUUCAAGAUCUGGGCAGCGAUACCUCACUCGUCUCAGAAUGCGAUUACAUCCUCUCGAUAGUUCCACCCCGCGACGCUCUCACCACAGCCCAACGCAUCACGACCGCAUUCAAUGCCAUCUCACCUCCCAAAACAACACCCCUCUACUACCUCGACCUCAACGCCAUCUCACCUCGUAGCGCUCGUUCUAUCGCCACCCUCUUCACCACCAUCCCACCCAUCACCUUCCUAGACGGCGGCCUAAUCGGCGGUGCCCCUCGUCCCAAAACCUCCUCCAUCCCCUCCACCAACACAAUCCUCACCCAAUCCCCCGGCUCAGGAGGAUGGUCCAAACCCAGCAUCCCGAUUUCCGGGCCCUUACCCAAUUUGCUUCCGGCUUCUUGGACCGGACUCAGGGAGGUAUUGGGAUUGAAUCAUAUUUCGGAGGAUGUUGGGACGGCGUCGGGAUUGAAGUGUUGUUUUGCUACUACGACUAAGGGCUUCACGGCUUUAUGUAUACAGGCUUUUACGACGGCGGGGAAUCUGGGCGUGCUGCCUUUGUUGGUUAGGGAGAUGGAGGAGAGGGCGCCGGGGAUGUUGAGGAGUGCGAGGGGGGGUGUUGUGAGUAUGGCGCCUAAGGCUUAUCGGUGGGUUAGGGAGAGUAUGUAUUUCUGCUUUGUUAUUUUUUUCGUCUGCGAUUUCUGGACGUGCUUCUUGUCUCCACGAAGCUAACGCCUAGCUUGACUUUAGUGGAAGAAAUCUCUCAAACUCAUUCCGAGGAAGGAAACUUCUCUUCUUCUACUGAGUCUCGAGAUACCUCCCAUGGUAUUUUCCACGAGAUUGCUGAGCUUUAUCGUACAGUUGCCGAAGACACCGUUUUGGGAGAGGAGAAAACGGACAAGAGGAAGAGGGGGUUGGAUGUUGAGGAUGUGGCUGCUGCUAUGGGUGAGGGUCUGAAAGAAAAAGCAAAGAGAGCAAGGAAGGAGUAAAGGAGAUGGUAAAUGUAUUUACUCUGGUGGUAAUUUGAGUUUCAAUGUUGAGGAAUAUGGAUGUGCGUGAUAUAAAAUGUGAUGAGGUUGUUUCUGG